This is a messenger RNA of Contarinia nasturtii (swede midge), 956 nucleotides long. RefSeq lists its product as uncharacterized. The transcript is spliced from 6 exons. The coding region runs from base 99 to 698 and encodes 199 amino acids. Lineage: Eukaryota; Metazoa; Arthropoda; Insecta; Diptera; Cecidomyiidae. The record is from RefSeq and is a predicted model, not a curated record.
UUACGUCUAUAUAUUCAUUUGGGAGUCAAUUUUUUCAAUCAUUUACUUCUGAUUACAUACGAAUAACGCGUGUGAUAUUGUCCUUCAAAAAAACCGCCAUGAAAUUGUUCUUCGUUCUGAGUUUCAUGUUUUUAGUUUGGAUUCCCGGCUUGAGGGCGGGCGUAGAACAAUCGAUGAGUAGACGAAUUUACAUUCCAAAUGUUCCGAUACACAGCAGUGAUCUCGAAAAAUUUGGAAAAGAGAUUGACCCGAUCAAAUGGAUGAAAUAUUGCACCGGUAAAACGUUUUUAUCGAAUUAUGUUCCCAGUUCCGUGAGUAAAUUGGUACGGAAAACCAUAAGCUGGAUUCCUUUGAUUGGCCGAACUGAAAACAUCACUUCGGCGUACAUUGAUGUCAACGAGAAAAUGAUGGAAUUUGAACGACUUUACAACGAUGAUCCAAAAGACGGUUACAGAGAGGGAAAAUACAAAAGUGCCAAAGCAACCAUCUCAUCAAGUGUUGAAAAACUUAAGAAAAUCUACCGAAAAUCGCCUGACGAUAAUGUUCGUGAUGAUGUCGAAAAAAUGUGUGGCGACAUGUUUACGUGUUUAGAAUACUUAGAAGCUGGCGUAUAUCGAAAGGCAUGGUGGAAAAAAGCAUUAAUUGCCACCGCUAUGGGGGGUGCUGCAUACUAUGGAUACAAACUAUUGGCGGAAUAGAUCCAUCAGUCGAUGCUUGCAAUGUUUAACAAGAAGUACAUACAAAAUAUUAAAGUAAUUCAAUGCAAAAUUAUUUAUUUCAUUCAAAGAUUUUCAACAGAUUUCAUAUAUAAUAUUUAUAGUGCUGUAACUGUAGUGUAAUGUAAUGUUUUUUGCCAUAACUGAUUACAAGAAAGAGCAGCACUUACGGGUCGUAAGUUACUUCUGCCUAUAAGAGCUCUGGUUUUUAAAUAAAUCAAAAUUUCUUCCAAAAAUAAA